Molecule: messenger RNA, 1321 nt
Organism: Talaromyces stipitatus ATCC 10500
Lineage: Eukaryota; Fungi; Ascomycota; Eurotiomycetes; Eurotiales; Trichocomaceae
Product: D-amino acid oxidase, putative
Exons: 4
Coding region: 1-1050 (349 amino acids)
Molecular function (GO): FAD binding; D-amino-acid oxidase activity
Source: RefSeq, a predicted model, not a curated record
AUGGCGAGAGACAGUAUCGUGAUUUUGGGGGCGGGAAUUAUUGGACUUGACGUCGCCAUCGAGCUAUCCAAGCGAGGAUAUGGAAAAUAUGUAACAGUGAUCGCUGAACAUCUCCCUGGAGAUACGUCUAUCGACUAUACAUCACCAUGGGCAGGAGCAAACUUCUCAGGAAUUUCCGGUGGUGAUGCUAAUGCAUUACGCUGGGAUCGUGCGGGGUAUACUCUUAUGAUGGAGAUGAUUGACAAGAAAGUCACGGAAGCGAGGUAUCUUGAGAAAACCGAGUCUACGGAGUACUGGGACGAGAUGCCUCAACCAGAUAAAAUUCAGAGUAUGACUGAGUACCUACGAGACCUUGUGAUUAUACCAAAAAGUGAGCUUCCAAAGGCCGUAGCGUUCGGCAUCAAAUUCACCACAGUCACGAUAAACGCACCUGCUCACUGCCAGCAUCUGAAGACUCUCCUUUCAGAGCCGGAGUAUGGCUCUGUCCCAUUCAUCCGUCGCCGAGCUUCUCGAUUGCAGGAUGCAUUCUUAUCCGAGAAUACCAAACUGGUCUUUAACUGUAUUGGAAACUCUGCCAUCACACUAUCUGGUGUAUCGGAUGCUAAAUGCUACCCAACGCGAGGCCAGAUUCUGCUGGUCAAGGCUCCAUCCGUGAAGCAGAAUAUCAUGCGCCAUGGAAACGGGUACGAGACGUACGUGAUUCCACGCCCGUUAUCAGAUGGUAGCGUAAUCCUUGGCGGAUAUAUGCAAAAAGGAAACUCGUUUCCGAACGUUAAAGAAGAGGAGACGAAAUCUAUAUUGCAGAGGACUGGUGAAUUGCUGCCGGUUUUGUUGAACGGAGAGGUGGAGAUUAUCGGAGCUGUCGUUGGCCUGCGGCCCUCUCGAGAAGGAGGUGCAAGAGUUGAACAGGAGAGAAUAUCUGAUAAAAUUGUUAUACAUAACUACGGUGCUGGGGGUACGGGAUUUCAGGCUGGAAUUGGAAUGGCUGUGGAUGCGGUAGAUUUGGCUGCAGAAUCGUUGAAGGAGUUAAAUCAGAAGUCGAUGCUCUAGAUUGUGUUGUAAGUUAGUUAGGUUUUAGACAAAAAUAUACAAUCUUAGGUAUAUUUUCUCAGUACUUUUGUUCACUGAACAUGUCUUCUAGGGCAUUAGGGCUACCUCUUACGACAGGGUAUUUCUCUGAAAGUGCUAGCAUACUCUCAUCUUGGAAGUCAAAAAGUUAGUCCCAGCACAGACAGCUACCAUUAUACCACUCUGGGUUUUGUGAAAUUGUUGUAGAAAAGGCAAUAUAAUAACCCCAACCCUAACAUUAAUAUUGCCUUUG